AUGUGGGCUAGUGUUAACGCCUUUUGGACGCUCUUUUUUUUCCCAGGUUCCAGCUCGUUUCCGGCGAGUGGCGGCUUCGGGCCUGCGCUGGUGCUCGAGCCCCCCACGUCGAUGGAGUUCUCGAGCGAAUCCGGCGCCGUGCUACCUUGCUCGGCCAGGGGACAACCGACCCCGAGGAUCACGUGGGAGAGGAAGGACGGCUCGCCCGCUGCACCCGUAGACGGACUGCGCUCGGUCCGCUCCGACGGGUCGCUCGUCCUGUCGUCGUUCUUGGCGAGCCAGUACCGCCAGGAUGUGCACUCGGCCACGUACCGCUGUGUGGCGUCCAACCCCCUGGGCACCGUCAAGAGCAGGCUGGUACACGUCCAAGGCGUGGUGCUUCAGAAGUUCACGGCCAACGUGUACGACGUCUACGUCAUUCGAGGAAACUCUGCCCUGCUCCGCUGUUACGUGCCUCCCGCUGUGAAGGACUACGUCAAGGUGACGUCAUGGGUACGGGACGACGGCGUCACGGUGGGAACCCUGGGAAGCACGGGAAUCGAGGAUCGGUACUUGAUGCUUCCGACGGGAGAACUCCUCAUUCGGGAUGUCCAGUCUCCGGACACGUUUCGGGGUUACCGCUGCCAGGUACGCAACGUCCUGACCGGAGUGACCGACACCAGCGCCACCGCGGGCAAGGUCAUCGUAACUGAGCCCCACACGCAGACUCCGCCCCGCAUGGCCGAGUACCGCAGCGUCGUCCAGGUGGAGCAGGGCGACCAGGCGUUCCUGCCCUGCUUGGCUCAGGGCAACCCGCCGCCCACGCAGACCUGGUACCGGCUGCACGGCCCAGCGUCCUCGAUCCCCGUGGUGCCUUCGGAGCGGCUCACCCUCCUCGAGGGAGCCCUGGUCCUGCACGGGGCCAGGACCCAGGACGAAGGGAAGUACGCCUGCGUCGUCAACAACUCGGCCGGAGAGGACAGGGCCGACACGGACCUGGUGGUCACCGUGCCCCUCUCGGCACACCUGGAGCCCUCGGUACAGACCGUGGACGUGGGCAGGACUGCCAACCUGAGCUGCCGCGUAGCGGGCCACCCUGUGCACGGCGUCCAGUGGACACUUAAUGGCCGCCCCCUGGCCAAGGGCGAUCCGCGGUUCACGCUACUCUCCAGGGACCUGCUCCAGGUGUCUUCCGUGCAGCGCGACGACAGGGGCAUGUACCAGUGUCUGGCCUUCAACCAAAGGGACUCAGCCCAGGGGACGGCGCAACUGGUCAUCGGAGAGGACGCUCCCGUGCUAGAGCAAGUGUUCUCGGAGCAAGAGGUGCGACCGGGUACCUCGAUGUCCCUCAAGUGCUCCGCCUCGGGGAACCCGCUGCCCCAAGUCACAUGGACGCUGGAUGGAGGUGCGGUGCCUGAGGUGUACCACAUCCGCAUCGGGGACUACGUCAGCAACGAGAGGAUUGUGCACAGUUACGUGAACCUGACCUCCGUACGCGUGGAGGACGGCGGCCGGUACGCGUGCGUGGCGCGCAACGGCGUGGGCGCGGCGCAGCACUCGGCCCGCCUGAACGUGCUCGGACGACCCCUGGUGCGGCCCAUGGGCAACGUGACGGCGCUGGCGGGACGCCCCGUCACCCUCCACUGCCCCGUCGCCGGACACCCCAUUCGGAGCAUCGCCUGGCUCAAGGAUGGCCGCUCACUGCCCCAGAAUCACCGUCAGCGGACGUUUCCCAACGGCACCCUCGUCAUCUCGGAUGUGCAGCGGUCCGUAGACAGUGGAUGGUACAGCUGCGUUGCCCAAGAUCCGGACGGAAACAGCGCCAAGAGACAGGUUGCUCUGGACGUAAUGAUUCCCCCCGUGGUGAACCCGUUCGCCUUCCCGUCGGACCUGACGGAGGGCAAGCGCGCGGGGGCGGCGUGCAUCGUGUCCGACGGGGACCUGCCCAUCUCGGUGGAGUGGCGCAAGGACGGCCUGCCCCUGGCCCCGGCCCUGAGGGCGUCGGUGGCCGAGGCCAACGACUACACGUCCUUCCUGUCCUUCGCCGCCGUCCGACAGAGCCACUCGGGCAACUACACCUGCGUGGCCAGCAACCCGGCCGCCUCGGCUAACUUCACCGCGCCCAUGGUCGUGCAGGUGCCUCCAAGAUGGCGCCAGGAGCCGAGGGACAUGUCGGCCGUCAUGGGGCAAGCCGUGGUAUUCGACUGCCAAGCGGACGGCUUUCCCGUGCCGGUCAUCCGCUGGAAAAAGGCUCACGACAGCGGCGGCCGCGACUUUAGCGUGAUCAUCAGCAACGCCAACGUCCAGAUUCUCGAGAACGGUUCGCUCAGCAUCCGCGAGGCUGACCGCAAAGAUGGCGGACAGUACAUGUGCCAGGCCAUCAACGGCGUGGGACCCGGAAUAUCCACCGUCGUGCGCCUGGACAUCCAUGUGGCGGCACACUUCGAAAGAAAAUUCCAAGCACUCACGGUUCGCCGUGGAGAAAGCAUUGCCCUCACGUGCAGUGUUGUCGGUGAGCCCCCGAUCACGGUGACCUGGACGAGAGACAGGCAUGGUUUUAACCCCACGCUCGAACCCAGGUACGUGGUCGAAGAGAAGCCCGGUGCAGAAGACCUCGAGUACACGGUGCACAUCCCUGCUGCUGAUCGCAGGGACUCGUCGCUGUUCAGCUGCUACGCAGAAAAUGCGUACGGCAGAGAUGACACCAACUUCCAGGUCGUCGUUCAAGAGCCGCCGGACAAGCCGCGGGGUCUGGAGACGACGUCGACGACCAGUCGAGCUGCCACUUUGGUCUGGGCCCCGCCGUACUCUGGAAACAGUCCCGUACUCAAGUACCUGCUCGAGUACAAGACUGAGCCCGGAUCAUGGGACACCGAUAAGCAUCUGGUGGCCGUCGAUUCAACGGAUCUGUCUCACGUGGUGAAUGCACUCAAGCCCAAGUCAACUUACGAGUUCCGCCUGAGGGCGGAGAAUGCUCUCGGCGUUAGCGACUACAGCGACUCGCUUGUCCUCACAACUGACGAAGAAGCACCGAGCGGCGCACCGCGUGCCAUCAAGGUCACAGCCACCGGAUCACGAAGUCUUCGCGUCGUCUGGAAGCCACCGACGGAAGAAGAGACCCACGGCACCGUUCACGGCUACUACGUGGGCUACCGUGUCCGGGAAUCAAAGGAGUCGUACGCCUACAAGACCCUCGAUGCAUCUACGGCUGCCGCAGGUCAUGGAUUUACGGCAUCGUCGUCAUCUCUGCACGAAUGCGAACUCACCGACUUGCGCAAGAACACGCGCUACAGCGUCGUGGUUCAGGCCUUCAACGCCAAGGGGGCGGGACCAUCCUCGGAAGAAGUUCUCGCACAGACGCUGGAAAUCGACCCUCCCAACGCACCGUCCCUGAAGUUAGUCUCUUCAACGUCGUCUUCAGUGCACCUCAGCUGGGAGGCAGCCAAAGAACAACCUGUCAGCGGCUACGUGCUGUACCAGAGAGCCGAGGCAACUCCCGGCUCAAGUUCGUUGUCCUCCGAAUCUGCUGGAGAGUGGUCCGAGAUCCAGAUGAGCGCUGAUCGGUCGGCGUACGCUUUCCGGGGGCUCGACUGCGGCCGCCGCUACGCCUUCUACGCCCUUGCGUUCAACGCGGCGGGCAGGGGACCGCAGAGCAACACCGUGUUCGCCAAGACCGAGGGCUCAGCACCCGUGGCCCCCGAGCUGCAAGACCUGGUGUCGCUGAACAUAACGGCGGUGACACUUCAGCUGAGCUCGUGGAAGAGCGGCGGUUGCCCUAUUGCGUACUUCGUGGUGCUCUACAAGCAACAGGCCGCACGGGAAUGGACGCCGGCAGCGGCCAGGUUGCCCGCCCCGGCGCAGCAGCACCCGCCGCAAUCAACGACGCUGGUUAUCGGUGACCUCUCACCGGCCACCUGGUACGACCUCCUGGUGACCGCCCACAACGAGGCUGGAUCCACCGAGGCUGUCUACGCGUUCGCCACACUCACUCUGGACGGAGGAACUGUGUCACCGCCGCGACUAACGCAAGCCGUCGAUUCCCAGCAGCGGCAAAUCCGCAUCAUCGUCCCCGUCGUGUGCGUGCUGUUCGUCCUGUUUAUGGUUUUCGCUGUAGUCUGCUGCGUUGUCUCCCGGAGAAGACUGUCACUGGCAAGACGACGAGAAGAUAUGGAGGAGCCCGAGAACACCAAGGCCGUGGACACGGUGCCCAUGAGCGUCUGGGAGAAGCCGGACCAGGUGGCCUGCCGGGAGCAACUUUACUUCCCGUCGCCCUACGCCGGAAGCCGCGUGUGCGCCUUCGUCGACGGAGUGCCGCCACCGCAGCACACCUGGACGACCACAGGGAGGCUGAGGGCCGGGGAGCACAACGAGGCCUCGGAAGAGAUGGACGCUCAACACCAGCACACGUACGACGUGCCUUUCCUCCGGAGGCCGCCUUGCACGGAGCAACUAUCAUAGCCCUCCAACAUACGGAAGGCGCGCUGUGACGGCAAGCCUCUCGACCGGAAUGAACGAGCGAGCUCUCCGACCUGGAUUCACCCUUUUCCUUCGUGGACUUUCCGUGGCCCCGUCUUGGAGCCGACGAGGAGGAGUCAGGCCGGCCUCGCACUAUCUCGGUCACUGUGAUACUACCUGCACGGCGGU
Messenger RNA from Ixodes scapularis (black-legged tick), 4623 nucleotides. RefSeq names its product Down syndrome cell adhesion molecule homolog. The transcript is spliced from 25 exons. Bases 1 to 4437 code for a protein of 1478 amino acids. The record is from RefSeq and is a predicted model, not a curated record. Gene Ontology annotation, biological process: dendrite self-avoidance; axon guidance; homophilic cell-cell adhesion. Gene Ontology annotation, molecular function: cell-cell adhesion mediator activity. NCBI's taxonomy places the organism in Eukaryota, Metazoa, Arthropoda, Arachnida, Ixodida, Ixodidae. Gene Ontology annotation, cellular component: plasma membrane; axon.